GGAUUGGAAACAAAAGAAGCUCCUGUCAUUCUCUUCCUUUCCGUUAAAUGUUCUGCUUAGAUCCCUAAUCUUCAUUCCCUAUCCUUCAUCAAUCUUUUCAGAUUUUUGAUCUCGAUUCCCCAUCUCUGUUUCCUCCAUUGUUGCCUCAAUGUUUCUUAGCAGUUAUCAUGGAGGAUUUUUAUUCUUUCUGUUGUCCUCUUUGUUUUCUAAUGAGAUCUGUUUGGUUCUUUGGUGAUUCGCUUUGUUGAUUGUUAAUUUUGGUGGUCUUUUCGCGGAUGGUCGUUGUCAUGUUUCCCUGAGACCGCCGGGAGUCCAAAAUCGUAUUAGGAGGUGGGGGUGGGGGCAUCACAGACUUUUCACAACCCCGCUGUAUAUAUAUAUAAAUACCGAGAACCCAAACCCUUACUGGUCUCUCCGCACCUCUCGUUCUCUUUGUCGCCAGCAGAGCAGAGAGCCGCCCAGGCGGUGGCGGGAGGUAGAGCGAGCGAUCAUGCCGGCGGGGCUCGGGCUGCGGGACCUGUUCUCGCGGCCGUUCAGGAAGCACGGGUACAUCCCGUUGGCGACGUAUAUGAGGAGGUACAAGAUCGGGGACUAUGUGGACAUCGAGGUGAACGGGGCCGUCCACAAGGGCAUGCCCUACAAGUUCUAUCACGGCCGCACCGGCUGCGUCUGGAACGUCACCAAGCGCGCUAUCGGCGUCGAGAUCAACAAGCAGCAUGGCUUUCCUUUUAUCAAUUGUAGGAGGUUUUCCACUCUCGAGUCCCAGGCAAACGAAGGUCAGAUUCCACCGGAGCUGUUAACAAAUCGAACUGUGUUAACGCCGGACCGUGUUAUAGGCCAAUAUGCAGAUCUAGUAACAAGAGUGACAAAUUUCCAUGAUGAGGAUAAGGGCUACAUGGUUUUGGGUGGUGAUGUUUUUGAUGUUCCCAUUAGGAAGGAUAUUGUUCACCGAGUUGUACGGUGGCAGCUUGCAAAACGACAGCAGGGGACACACUCAACAAAAACAAUAAGUGAAGUAAGUGGCUCAGGGAGAAAACCAUACAAGCAAAAAGGCACCGGACGAGCAAGGCAUGGGACUUUACGUGGGCCUCAGUUUAGGCAUGGUGCCACCAUGCAUGGGCCUAAGCCACGAAGUCAUGCAAUCAAGCUGCAAAAGAAGGUUCGACGUCUGGGACUGAAAGUUGCCUUGUCAGCUCGAACAGCUGAAGGCAAGCUUCUAGUUUUUGAGGAUCUGGCGGUUCCUAGCCACAAGACUAAAAAUAUUGUGAAUUACGUCUCCCAAUUGGAGAACACGAAGAAGGUUUUGUUGGUGGAUGGUGGUCCUAUAGAUGACAAACUGAAGCUGGCAACAAGAAACCUGCGUUAUGUGAACGUAUUGCCUUCAAUUGGUCUGAAUGUUUACAGCAUCCUGCAGCAUGAUACUCUUGUGAUGACCCGAGAUGCUGUUAAUAGGAUUGUCGAGCGGAUGCAUACUCCCAUCAACCGCUGAGGCAAUGGGACUGACAAGCUAAAAAUUUAGGGGUUUUGUUGACCGGCUGUUUCAGUAAGGUUAUUCUUUUUUUCAAAAAAAAAAAAUCACAGCUUUACGGGAAUGAGUUAUUCUUCCCUUUGUUUACAUCUUCAAACUGCCUGCUUACCAGUGUUUCAGUGCGUCACAAUUACAUGUAAGGUCUAACAAGCAAGAAACUAGAAUAUUUGCUACCUGCAUCAUGCCUUGGUGGACAUCAUCUUUGAGGCUUAAAUGAAGUUGUAAUGAUCAAAAAAAAGGUAUGCUAAAGUUUAAUGAGGAAAAUUUUAUUAAGUCAAUGCAGAUGAGAUUACAAAACAUGAAGUAUUUGGAUGAAAAAGAGCAUUGUAGGAUUUAGAAGCCAGUCAUUGACCAGCAAUCAGAUAAAUUUGGGAUGCUGUGCUUGGCACCGGCGGUUCAUAUGAUAUCAUUGAAGCUUUCCUGAGAAAAUAACUAGAGACUGUUCAAAGUCUUGUUUAUUUGGACCGUCCACUCGGUGGAUCCUAAAGCAAAAUUAGACUACGCCACUUCUCGGUGGAACAAGAAGGCCAAAAAAUUUCCUCAUAAGUUUCAUGGGUCAUUGACUCAUUGCUUGCUUGUUUAUUUCUUCCAAUUAUUUUAAGGACGCAGAAUUCUCGGCUC
Messenger RNA from Phoenix dactylifera (date palm), 2149 nucleotides. The record is from RefSeq and is a predicted model, not a curated record. Lineage: Eukaryota; Viridiplantae; Streptophyta; Magnoliopsida; Arecales; Arecaceae.